UCCAACCGUCACAGACGGACAGUGGACGGUCCAGCCUCCCUUGCUUUAUAGCUGCUGCAGCCGCACUCACCAGCACACUGGAACCAAACUAGCUUGUGACAGAAGGGUUCUUCCAUGGCGACGUCUACCCCCUUCCUGCUCCUGGUGCUCCACCUGUGCAGCGGAUCCCUGGGCCAGCCUCCGGAAGACCUCACCAUCAGCACGCUGAACGGGAAGGUGCGAGGGACCCGUCUGUCCGUCCUGGGACACGACGUGAGGGCGUUCCUGGGCGUUCCCUAUGCUAAACCGCCACUCGGGGAGCUCCGGUUCCGAGCCCCCAAGCCCGCAGGGAAAUGGGAAGGGGUGAAAAACGCCGCCAAUUUCUCAAAUACCUGCUAUCAGCUGCCGGAUACACUCUUUCCAGAGUUUAGUGGGGCAGAGAUGUGGAACCCCAAUACACCAGUGAGUGAGGAUUGUCUCUAUCUCAAUGUCUGGACCCCACAUCUCAAAGGCAAACCACAAACAUUGCCUGUGCUGGUGUGGAUCUAUGGAGGCGGGUUCACCUCAGGGACUUCCUCCUUGGCCCUGUACGAUGGACGCUUCCUGAGCCAAUCAGAAAACGUGGUGGUGGUGUCAAUGAACUAUAGGCUCGGGGCGCUGGGCUUCCUUUCGCUUCCUGAAAGCGAUAAUAUCCGUGGCAACGCAGGCUUACUGGACCAGCAGCUAGCUCUCCGCUGGGUCGCAGAUAACAUUGCAUUUUUUGGAGGUGACUCCUCAAAGGUGACUCUGUUCGGGGAGAGUGCCGGAGCAGCGUCGGUAGGCUUCCACCUCCUGGCCCCCAGCAGCCACGGUCUGUUCCACCGGGCCAUCCUCCAGAGCGGCGUCCCCACCGCGCCCUGGGCCAGCCUCAGCCAGAGAGAGACUUGGAAGAGGAGCUUGAGCCUGGCGUCUCUCCUGGGCUGUCCCCGGUCCCCUGCUGCUGAUCUGGAGCGCUGUCUCCAGAGAGUCGACCUUGUGGACAUAGUGACCGAGCAGUUCCAGGUGUUGACUGAGGCCUCCAUCCUCGGGUUUCCCUUCGCGCCGUCCGCCGAUGGACUUUUCCUACCUGACGAACCAGAGGUGUUGCUCAAGACUGGCAACUUCAAGAAGAUUGAGGUGCUUUUCGGUCUGAACCAGAAUGAAGGGACGUACUUUCUAGUCUACGGCAUGCCUGGCUAUAGUCUCGCUGGCGAGAGCCCCAUCAGUAGGAAGUUGUUUAUUGAAGGCAUACCACUCGCACUACCAGGAACCAACAACAUCACAAAAGAGGCAGUCAUUUUCCAGUACACCAGCUGGAGUGAGGUGGACAAUGAGGUGAAGAACAGAGAUGCCAUGGGUGACCUGUUAGGACAUCAGUUCUUCAGUUGUCCCACAUUAGAGUUUGCACGCAGGUAUUCCGAGCACGGAGGAAAAGCAUUUUUCUAUCUGUUUGAUCACCGCUCAUCUGCCAACCCCUGGCCAGCAUGGAUGGGCGUGAUGCAUGGCUACGAGAUAGAGUUUGUCUUUGGGAUGCCGUUGAAUGCCUCUCUUAAAUACACGGAGAGGGAAGUAAACAUGAGCAGGAGCAUCAUGAAGCAGUGGGCCAACUUCGCCCGGACAGGAAAUCCAAGCAACAGCGGAGUUCCCUGGCCCCUAUUUCAGGCAGAAAGCCAGUUCUAUCUGACUCUGAACACCAACCAGCCUCUACAAAGGAGCAAGAUGAUCGCUCAACAGUGUCAAUUUUGGACCAAUUUAGUACCAAAGAUCCAAGGAGUGUCAGAAGCUCUCGACUCUUGCAUGGAAUCGUCUGGGACUCUGGGCAGCAGCUGUAACUUCCUCAUCGUUGGGAUGAUGCUCCUUACAUUCUCCUUGCGGAUUGCGUAAACAGCGAAUUCACCGGCAAACAGCCAGCUGAUGCCCCUUCAAAGAAUUAUGGUAAUAAAGUCAAAUCAUAAGUGUAUUCUUUUUCUAAAAUAUUUUUCAAAUGAUAGCAAGGACUGCUACAACAAUGAGGCUACACAGAUGGAUUGCAUAAACAUAGCCCUUUUGACUUUUAACGUUCAAUGCUGUACAAUGUACCAAAUUAAGAAAUACAUUAUUUUG
Messenger RNA from Gadus chalcogrammus (walleye pollock), 2100 nucleotides. Its product is annotated as acetylcholinesterase-like. NCBI's taxonomy places the organism in Eukaryota, Metazoa, Chordata, Actinopteri, Gadiformes, Gadidae. Gene Ontology annotation, cellular component: plasma membrane. The record is from RefSeq and is a predicted model, not a curated record. The coding region runs from base 115 to 1881 and encodes 588 amino acids. Gene Ontology annotation, biological process: choline metabolic process; acetylcholine catabolic process. The transcript has 10 exons. Gene Ontology annotation, molecular function: acetylcholinesterase activity.